Messenger RNA from Scylla paramamosain (green mud crab), 6223 nucleotides. RefSeq lists its product as uncharacterized. Bases 556 to 1521 code for a protein of 321 amino acids. The transcript is spliced from 4 exons. The record is from RefSeq and is a predicted model, not a curated record. NCBI's taxonomy places the organism in Eukaryota, Metazoa, Arthropoda, Malacostraca, Decapoda, Portunidae.
AUGAUGGUCCUGACGAUAACAAAGUAUGUAUGCAGCAAACAGGUAACACAGUAAGCCAAUAUUAAACGUCAGGAAAGGAGCGAAGGGGCGACUCAAUCGUUCAUCGCUCAGCCGCGCAUGUGUUGAUAUCGACUGGAUGCGCCUUGCCACAAACCUCUGUAUACUUGAUUAAAAUCAGUUUCCCUCCAUCGUCCUCCCUCUCUUACUGCCAUAGCGUGAUGCCGCUGACAGGGACCGAGAUCUUUAGCACAAACAUAGAAUACAAGUCUUGUAAUUGAGUAAUCUCAAACAUGUGCCGCCGGUGAUGAGAUCGACUGUGACUGAUAUUAUUUAGCAAGACCUGAAUUACGAAAACAUAUGAUUUAUGUUAUAUAUUUUGUGGUCAUCAAACUUAGUUUCAGUUUUCGAGAUGUAGUCAUAAUAAUGUACAAGGAAUCAAUGCGGGACAAGCCUUUAGAAGGGACGUGAAAAAAACACGAGGUGGGCACCGUCAGCUUCCUCAGCUAUCCCCUCUCCCCCCGUCCAGCCGCAGACACGAGCCAUUCCGAUGUCAAGAUGGCGUGGAGGCGGGUGAGUGCGUGUCUCUCUUUGGUGGUGUGGGUGUGUUGCACCAACGUGUGUGUUGUCAGUGUCAAAUCCAAGUCUCCGGUGCACGCCAAGGGCCCUAUCUCUAACAGACCAGUCCCCGCUUCCGUCUUGCCUGAUAUUGGCAAUGUCACGGUUCCCAGUUCCACCCUUUCUGCAGCUGCCACAGCGAGGCCACUUUUAACAACAGACGACGACAAGGAUAGCCAACAGGAGGCGGAGAACUCGCAGAGCCACGGGGACAGCAGUGCCGAGAACAGUAGUGACGGAGAAGCGCCUGUCAGGGAGGCGGCGAGCAAAAGGAACGCAAGUGUGCAGGGCGGUGGUGGUGUGUCUGCAGCGAUAAGGGGAUUACCACCCUCGUCCUCGUCAGCCACGGCAGAACAGCUGAGAUCAGCUACUUCCUUGGCCGGCACCUUGGUUUUGCUGCUGAUAUCCGUGGUGAUCGCCGGCGCGCUGUUCGUCAUGGUGAUAUGCUUCAUUCACAAGUGGAGAGAAAACAUGGGCACGGGGCGGUAUCCACGGGUGGUGUACUCAAUGCUGCGGCAGAGUGAGGAUGAGCCCGAGGAUGUUCUUGGAGAGAUCCUUAUCAACAUAGGUUUGGCAGCUCCUGGGGACACACGUCCCCUCACACCCUCAUCCUCCUCAUCAUCCAGUCGCUGUUCCCCUGCACCUGCUGAGCCAGAGAUGGACAUCAAUGAUCUGGAAGGGACAAAGUUCACCACCAUCCCACUCAGAUCGGAUGAAGCUGCUAAGAGGCUCAUGGUACCAGAGCCAGAGGAAUCUGACGAGGUGGAUGGCCGGCUAUCUCGAGAGAGACCAGCAGCAGACUGUACAGUGAAACACACACACAGAAAGAGGAACUGGAAUUCCCAUCAAGAAAUGCAGUGUAAUGGAGUUUGGAAAGAGCAAGCAGAGGAUUUCAGGGCACUAUAAACUUGAAGGAGAGAUCAUAAAAAAAUAAAAAUCGGAAAGAGAUCUGAGAAUAUUCAUAUUGAAUAACAUGUCACCUGAGAAAUGUGUAUAUAGAAUUGCUGGAGAGACUUUCAACUUAUUGAAAAAUAUAAAGCAUAACAUUUACCUACGUGGAUGAAGACAUGGUAAAGAAACUGAUCGUCACUCUGAUAAGGCCAAGAUUGAAGUAUGCAGCAGCGGUGUGGUCACCAAGCACAAAAAGGAACAUCAGGAAACUUGAAAAGAAUCAAAGAGCAGCAACAAAAUUGCCUCCAAGCUUAUUGGAGAUGUCAUAUGAGGAGAGGCUAUCGAAACUGGAAUUGACAAUGCUGGAAUAGAGAAGGAAAAGAGAACACAAUAGGAAUUUAUAGAAUCCUAAAUAUGGAGGUGCUCAAUAGAGGAAACCUCAUAAAGUGGGACAUGAGGGAUACAAGAGGACAUGGAAGGAAGAUAAAAAAAGAUAGUUACAGAAGGAAUAUGAAAAUGAACAGCUUUACCCAAUAGAAUAGUAGAUAUAUGGAAUGGACUGGAUGAGGAAGUAGUGUGUAAAUUUAAGGCCAUGUAGACACCAUGAGAUACAAAGAUGGGACAGCAUGAACAUAGCUCUCCUCCUUUACAUUAGAACAUUACAACUAGGUAAAUAAACAUAUGCACACACGUAUUGGCCUGUGACUUGAGCAGACGUAUUGAAGACCGUCUCCACAUAUACCAUGAUUUCCUGAUAGCAGCUGGGCCAACUAUAGUAUCUUGGCCUAGCUUUGUGAUCAAGAAGGUUUGGAGCUGUGGUAUGCAUUCUGUUCUGCUUCAUAAUCAGUGAAUAGACAAAAGAAAUGGCAGAAGGUGGUUGUACCUCGUCAAGGAGAGGACCGCGUGACAACAGUAAAUAAAGGGCUGAAGAUGACAAAGAAGUGGAAAAUUGGCUGGAUAAUAUUAAUAAGAGCCCAGGUAUGAGAGAGUUUAGGGGCUUCAGAGUGAAGGAAACUAACAUACCAAGGAUGAUAGAUACCAAGGAUGAUAGGAAACUGUUAAUGUUAGAGAAAACAGUAUCAUAACUGAAGGACAGGGGUGCUUACUUAGAAAGGGAAGAUAAUGAAACUAAGAAAAAGCUGUGGUAGCUAUGUGGAGAUCGUAAAAGACUGUGAAAAGAGUGAAUAUCAAUAGAGAAAAUGUCAAGGAAAUUAAGAAGCAACAGAAAUGGAAUAAGUAGGAAGAAGAAGAGAUGAAUUUAAAGGACUUUAUAGAAAUGCAGUUGAAGGAAAAGAUGGCAUACUCUGGUGAAAGUUUAUUGAGAUGUAUAAUGGAGUUCAAAGAUAUGCACCUUAAGGGGGGCACUCAUCCCAGCAGGCUGAGAAUCUGAAUAAAAAAUCAUAUAAAAAAGUAUUGGGAGCUAAGAUUUGAAACUUUCUAGAAUGUUUUGGAUUAUUAUUACCUUGUUUGUCUAUAGAGAAGAAUGACCUAGGUCAUUACGUCAUGAGACUAUGGUGUAAUUCGUAAUUAUUUGACUUAGUGUUUCGGAGGCCACACUAAUUACUCCAAGAUAAAGUUAUUUGGGCUGUGGAAGGUCAUUUCACCAUUUUAUUUAUUUAUUUUUAAUUUGCCACAUGUCAUAAAAUAUUGCCGCAUCACGACAACCAAAAACAUAACAUUGACAUUUUUUGCCUUUUCUCUAUCCUGUCUUUUUUGCUUCACAUUUUCCAAAAAAAUCAAAACGGUUAAAGAUUUCCCUUGUCAUGAACAAUAGAUACAGCAUUUUCUAAGGAAAUCAGAUCAGCCGUUGAUUUUGUGGAAAUAUUUAAAGGUAAAGAAUCAUGUUUUGAGUUAUGGCCAUUUAAAGAUUGAAGUGUGUCUAUCCCCUUCAUUUAUGCAACAAUUUGAAUAUUAUUUAUGUAUUUAACUCUCAAACACAAGUACAUGAAGCACUGUAAGACUUAAUCAUCACAUUAUUCCAAUUUUUACUACUACGUACUUGUUUCAGGCCUUUUAUCAGUUUAUCUAAGGCUGCAGAAAAAGCAGUUAUAGGCAAUACGUCAAACAGCCCAUUUUCUCGCGCCUUUACUGAUAUUUAAUAAAUAACUCACUGCUGGGUGUCUUCAGAAUGUCACUGAUAUUUAAUAAAUAACUCACUGCUGGGUGUCUUCAGAAUGUCACUUUAUAGGGUGGGGGUAUUUUGUUUUUUACCAGCAGGGGGUGCCUUCCCUUUCCUCCAUGAUGCAUUCCUUGCCAAAAACAAUGUCCUUUAAUUACAUAGGUAAGGGUGCACAAACAACACCAUAUACAGUUCCUUUGCUUCUCUUCUUACAGUGUUCGUAUUUUCUUUGUUAGUGGAAGGGGCAAGUAGUGAGAGAGGAGGAGGAAUGGGUAGGGAGGUGGUGGAUGCAGCAAUUUCUUCCUCCUUGGGUGAAAGCAAAGACUAGGCCACAUCUUUCUUUUAUUCUUAAUUUUUACGCUUCUCAUAUAUUUUAGCUACUGCUUAGCAUUAAUUUUCUUCAUUAAUUUUCUUCUUCACAUAUAUCAUUGAGUGGUGGAAAGAGCAAUAAGAGAGAGAGAAGGCAGGGAGCAAGGAGCUUUGAAAUCACUCCCAGUAAAGACACAGAAGCCACUGACAGACAGUCACCUAGCAGCCAAGCCAGACAAUGGUAUGGUAAUAUCUUACCAGAUAUUACCAUACAAGGCCUAUAUCAUCAAACUUCAAAGAGGAGUAAGAUUGUAACUCUUACUACCAUAUUCAUGCAAAAACAAGCUAUAUAAGAUGACUUUAUAGUAUUUUUCCUGAAGCCACGCCCACUUUUAUUUUUUAUGCUGAGGGACAUUUUAAUGGACUUUAAAAACCAACAUCAGUGCUUUUUGCAGGAAAGAGAUACCCCGGCAAUGAUUCUAGAUAAUGAAUACAUUAUUGCACAUUUUGAAACAUGCCAUUUUUUAUUUACUAAAAUGGGGUGAGUGUCCCCUUAAGUGGGUGGCAGAGAAGUUGGGCAUAAGGACUGGUUUAAUAGAAGUGAAAUAUCAAAAAAGAGAGAGAUAGUGCUUGGGAAAAUGGAAGAUAGCUAGAAGACAAAAUUUCUGGGCAGAAUACAUAAGAAAGAGAGAUGAAUCUUAAAAACAUGGAGAAGGGCACACAAAAUGCAAGAAAGAUAUAAUAGAUAAAUGCAAAGACCAACUCAAACUGUUCUACAGGCAUGUCAACAAUAAGGUACAAGGAAAGGAAGGAAUUGAAAAAUUAGAGGGGUAAAUCUUACCAAUAGCAGCUCCCUCUGUAGCCUUAAUUGCAGUAUGUAUAUAAUCAAAUGGAAGGAUUGGAAAAGAUAGAUUGAAAUGUUAUUGUGAUGUAGGAUACAGGGGACACUAGAGGACGUGGAAAGAACCUGAAAAAGGAAACCUGUAGAGGAGAUAUAAAAAAGAAUAGUUUUCUGCAAGUAGUUGACAAAUAAACUGCCAAAACAAAGGAUGUGGUACAAGCAAAAACUACUCAUAACUUCAAGGCAAAGAUGGAUGAUAAUAGAUACAGAAGUGGGAUGGCACGAGCAUGGCUUUUUUGCCUCAUGUUACAACUAAAUACUAAAUACACACACACACACACAUGAAAGAGUAAAAGAAGACCUACAUGGGUUUAUAAAAUGGGGGAGGAAGUAAUAAUGAAAAGCAUGGAGGAAAAAGACCUGGGAGUGGUUUUUCAAGAUACCCUGAUCCCAGAACAGCAUUUAAAUGAGAUAUUUGGCUCGAUGUACAGGAUGUUAACAAAUAUUAGGGUGGCAUUUCAUUACAUGGAUAAGACUGUGAUGAAAAAAAUUAUAGCCACUAUGCUACAUCCCAAGCUAGAAUAUGCAGCAGUAGUGCAAUCUCUGCAUAUGAAGAAAGAUAUUAAGAAGUUGGAAAGAAUUCAGAGGGCAGCUACAAGGAUGGUACUGGAACUGAAAAAUCUAAUGUAUGAAGAGAGGUUGAAGGAAAUGGAACUGCAAACUUUGCAAGUUAGAAGAGAAAGAGAUCUAAUAACGAUGUAUAAAAUAGUUAACGACAUUGAGAAGAUAGACAAGUAGGACCUGGUGUUGCUGGAAGGUGAAGCUGGACAGAUGAGAAGGCACUCAAAGAUCAGGAAGAGUCAGUAUUUGAGGGACAUCAAGAAGUACAGUUUUCCACAUAGAAUUGUGGAGAUCUGGAAUGGUCUAAAUGAAGAGGUUGUUACAGCACCAAACAUACAUAAAUGUUAGAUAAAUAUAGAUAUGGAAACAGGAUGCUGAGUCCUGCUCGAAUCCUGUGCUAUACAACUAGGUAAAUAAAACUAGGUUAACACACACACACACACACACACACACACACACACACACACACACACACACACACACACACACACACACACACACACACACACGAUUAGAUACUAAAUUUGUUCUACUUCUAUGAAACAACCUUGGUAGAUAGGAACAAACUAAGAUCACUGCAAGAAGAAUAUUGUGUUCUCAUAUUUCAGUGCACAGGUAGCCUAAUGUUUGUGUAAACCUGCUCUCCUAGUAAGAAAUUGAUCACUAUUGCAGAUUUUCAGGAUUGUUAAUGGCACAGGAUUAUUGUAUUUGAUAUAGCUAUUGAUUAUUAAUUCUUCAUGAAAUCUCAUUGUAUUUUUGUAAGCUACCAUCUAGCACAUGUGAGAAAGAGUGUAAAAAAUGUAUGAAGGUAUUCGUUGUUGACAUAC